This is a messenger RNA of Ilex paraguariensis (yerba mate), 2478 nucleotides long. NCBI's taxonomy places the organism in Eukaryota, Viridiplantae, Streptophyta, Magnoliopsida, Aquifoliales, Aquifoliaceae. The record is from the annotation of a GenBank genome assembly.
AUGGGGAAUUCAUCCAAAAGAGAGGUCGAAAAUGAAGAAACUGAUGUGGAAAAUCGGGAGAAAAGGCCAAAGCUAGAGACUCUUAAUCUUUCUCUAGCUUUGCCUGAUGUGUCUCUCUCUCUAGCAGCUUCAAAUCCAAUGCAAAAUGGUGAUCCUCCAGCGCGGUCUAGGCCUAGUAGGAGUGUUCAGUCUUUGGGUCCAUCAAAUAAUCAUACUCAAACCACUUACUCUAAUGAUUUCACGGCGACUUCGCUGUCUUAUUCUUAUUCCCACCCGUUUUCCCACAACCCUAGUUGCUCGCUCACCCGGAAUUCGACUGAGAAUUAUGAAUAUUCGGUAGGAAGUCAUAGGAGAGAUUGUGAUCAAAUAUGGAAUGGUGGGGAGGGGACUAAUGGGUCGGUUCAUAGUCGAUUUAGGCCGAUUGGAGAUGGAGUUGCUUUGUCUAACCAUGGUGGUGGAGUGUUUCCUUUGAUGCCGGGUAAUCACUCAACCAAUAAGGAUAACAGUCUUUAUCGGACACUGAGCUCGGAAAAUCAUUCAUUUUUUCCCUCUGAAUUGCCCGCUAGGCCGAGAUUGGACAUGCACUCAGGUGAUUCAAGAGGAAGAGGCUCUGAGCAACUGAGAGGUUUGGAGAGUUUAGAUGGAGGGAGAGCACGUAAGCUCUCUAGACCUGAGAGGAUCCUUCGAGAGAUUGUGUUAGAGUCUAUUCCUGUCAUGGCUCAGAUAAUUCAGGAGCUUCCGGAUGAAACUGUUGAUUCAACAAAAGAAUACCUGAAGAGUCUCAUUGCAAAGCCUGAGAACAAAGAAGAAUUAGUGGGCCUCCGGAACCGGCUAGAGAGAAGAUCCGACCUUACCAAGGAGACCCUCUUGAAGUCCCAUAAAAACCAACUUGAAAUUUUGGUUGCAAUAAAAAUGGGUCUUGCGAGCUUCUUAUCUAGCCAAAAUCGACUUCCCACAAUUGAGCUGGUGGAGAUAUUCUUACUCGAACGAUGUCGAAAUGGUAAUUGCAGGAGGUUAUUACCUGUUGAUGAUUGUGACUGCAAGAUUUGCUCAACAAAAAAGGGAUUUUGCAGUGAAUGCAUGUGUCCUGUCUGUUUGAACUUCGAUUGUGCCAAUAACACUUGCAGUUGGGUUGGCUGUGACGUAUGCUCCCACUGGUGUCACGCAGCCUGUGGCAUUCAGAGGAAUCUCAUAAGACCCGGGCCAAGCUUAAAGGGGCCCUCAGGGACAACUGAGAUGCAGUUUCACUGCCUUGGAUGUGAUCAUGCUUCAGAGAUGUUUGGGUUCGUUAAGGAUGUGUUUAUGUCUUGUGCAAAGAACUGGGGUCUAGAAACCUUGAUGAAAGAGCUUGAUUGUGUUAGGAAAAUCUUUCGGGGUAGUGAAGAUUUCAAAGGCAAGCAGUUGCAUGUUAAGGCUGAUGAGAUGCUGGCCAAGCUGGAUAAUAAAAUGAUUUCUCCUUCAGAUGUCUGCAGUUUCAUCUUCCAAUUUUUCAACUGUGAGUCCCCAGACUAUAUCUUAUUGCUCCUAGUCUUCUACUGAAUUGUCACUUCUUAUCUGAGGAGGUAAAACAGAUGAUUCCUUACAAGUUUCUUUGAAAAUUGCUUUGGUCUGUCUCGUUGAUAGUUGAACAAAUUGUUUGAAUAAUAAGAAUUUAACAGAUUUGUGGUCUAUUUAUUUUUCUUUGUGUUUUCAUUUUGGACUUUGCUGCUGAAAUAUAUACUUUUGGGUCAAAACUGAUAUUUUAUGGUGAUCAUCAAUAUUAUGCUAAUGUGUUUUUCUAGUCAUCUGAAAGCUAAAAUGACGGUUGUUAUUUGGGAAAGAUAAUGCUAAUAUUUCACAACAGAAAUGAUCAGCAUUUUCUGAAAAUAAUAUAAAUUCGUAUUUUGUAGACUGUAGUAUAUAUAGUUUCAUCCUGUAUUGGAUGAGAAAGUGACUUGAUUAAUGAACCUGGCUUGACAUGCGAAUAGACAAAUCAUAGCGCCUCAUUAUCUGAGAUCUAGGUCUGCUUCUUUUGUCUACUCGGCAUUACGAGGAGGUCAAAAUAUAUCCAUGAGAAAGAUUUAUAUUGGUCUGCGAGCUUGGUAACUGGAUGGGUUUAAAUAUGAGAGACACCUUUAUGUACAAUAACUAUGUACUCAGUUCAUUCCUCAUGACACCUUUGUUGAGGAGGACCAAAUUGGGUAAUUACCUUUAAUGAAAUGUUUGAAGAACAAUGAAAAAAGGGCCACUAGAAUAAUAGGCAUUAAAUUCUGCAUAUCCUUGACUAAAACUAAUGAGACUUGUGAAAGCAUAAGUGCAUAUUUUUUGAUAUGAAAAUAGAACUAUGCCCUUUAUCCCUGUUCAGGGUCAUAUCUGUGUUUAGUAUCCCAUAAGGCACUUUUGCACAGCCUGGAUAAACUUUUGACCCUCUUUAUCACAAUUUUUCCUUUUAACUUAAAGAAAAUUGCUUUACCAUAUUGAUCAAUCAUUGGUCCUGCU